AUGAGUGCCGAUUUGGAGGCGCUCAGGAGAGAGGUGGAAGCGAUGAAGAAGACUUCCACACAAGUCUGGGAGGAGCCGCCGGCGGCGACCAAGCAGCCAACCAGGCGGAGGAUUUCCUCUUCGUCUGUGCGAGAGAUUAUAAAGAGGCGGCAACUGAGCGAGCUUGCCGAGGUGCUGGACACCCCAGGUAUGAUGACGCAGGGGACGGAAGAGUCGUGCCAGAUGGAGUUGGUGGCGGCUGUACCGCAACACCAGCACAGAAGUAGCCCCCCAAUGGGGUUGGAGACACUCGUGUCCCUCCUUAAAAAGAAGGUGGAGGACCUGACGGAAGAGGUCAGGGGCAGGGAUAAGAAGAAGCCUGCCGAUAGAGGAGAGAAAGAGACUCAGCCGAAAGCGCCUUCCAGGGCUGCCUCGGCCUCCAGGAAGGGAGGCAACCAGGUGGAAGUCAAGAAGGGCCCGGCCAACCCUACUCCCCCACCACCACCACCAGCCCAGCCAUCCACCACGGAGAUGUGGUCGACGGUGGUGGGCAGGAAGGCGAGGAGAGAAGCCAAGAAGGCGGAGCAGCCUAAAACCAAGACGCAGGCGACGCCGAAGAGCAACGCCCCCCAGAAGAGGGUGACGGCGCUGAGGCCACCUAGGAUGGCCGCGGUCACGCUGACGGUAGCGCAAGGGGCGAAAGUGACCUACGCCGAGAUCUUGUUAAAAGCUAGACAAGCGGUGGACCUGGCCCAGAUGGGGAUUCAGGACAUCAAAGUCAGGAAGGCGAUCACAGGAGGGAUCGUAAUCGGUCUCCCAGGAGAGGAAAGCCGGAGAAAGGCAACUGAAUUGGCCGACAAGCUCCAACGGACGUUCACCGACGGACAGGUCAGGGUGGCCUGUCCAGUAAAAACAGGUGAACUGAGACUGGUGGGCCUUGACGAGUCAAUUACGCCCAAGGAUGUAGCCGAGGCUCUAGCAAAAUCGGGAGAAUGCCAGGCCAGCGACAUGAAGGUUGGCGAAAUCAGGCAAAUCGCAAAUGGAAUGGGGACGUUAUGGGCACGCUACCCACUCACCGCCCUGCAGAAGAUUGAGGCGGCAAGGAGAGUGCGAGUCGGGUGGUCUUCCGCAAGGAUAGAGAUCCUGGAGGCCCGCUCGCUAAGGUGUUUCCGCUGUCUGCACAAGGGCCACACGGCGAGAAAGUGCACGGAGAAGGAGGACCGCUCGGGUCGCUGCUACACCUGCGGAGCAGAGGUCCACAAGGCCGCGAGCUGCACCAAUAAGCUCAAGUGCCCUCUGUGCAGCGACCUGGGCAGACCCUACUCGCACAAGUUGGGAGCGGAGAAGGAGAAGGAGCAACAACCACCCCAAAAUGAAGGAGACACCAUGGAGGUGGUGGAGGAUGCUGCGACGACCUCCUGCACCAUACCCUUUCGGUGGGGGGAAUUGGUGGUGGUGGGCGUUUAUGCCCCGCCUCGUUGGCCCCUCGCAGAAUUUGAGGAGAUGUUGGAUCGGGUGGGACAAGUAGUGUCGCGUUGUCCCACCCAACGCGUGUUGGUGCUCGGGGACUUCAAUGCCAAGGCCAGGCAGUGGGGGUCCCCGGGUACCGACGCGAGGGGAGAGGCGGCCCUCGAUUGGGCGGCGGCACGAGAGCUCCUGCUUUUGAACAGGGGCUCAGUGAGCACGUGCGUGCGGCCCCAGGGGGAGUCCAUUGUGGAUCUCACGUGGGCUUCCCCUGCGGCUGCGCGCGACGUCGCGAGCUGGCGGGUGGUGGAGGAGGUGGAGACCCUGAGCGAUCAUCGCUACAUCAGGGUCGACUUCUCCUCCGACACCCCGUGUCGCCGUGGCCGACGCCCACCACCGAAGAGGUGGGCGCUGAAGCGGCUGGACAAAGAUAUGUUGGUGGCUGCUGCCGUCGCGGCUAGCUGGCCGGCUUCUCCGGCCAGACAGGUCGCGGACGUCGAGGGUGAGGCUAGGUGGUUCCGGGACACCGUGCAGGACAUCUGCAGUGUGGGGAUGCCCCGGGCCACCCCUCGCCCCCGCCGGGGCGCGUAUUGGUGGACGCCGGAGAUCGCUUCGCUUCGCGAGGCGUGUCUCCCGAAGCGCCGCCAAUGCCUGCGUGCCCGGCGGAGGCGUAACCGCGACCCCGCGGCGGAGCAAGUUCUGUGGAGCGACUACCGUGACGCGGUGGUCGCUGUGCAGACAGCCAUCAGGGAGUCCAAGGACCGGUCCUGGGACGAGUUCCUCGGCUCUCUGGAGCGGGAUCGGUGGGGGCGCCCUUAUAAGUUAGUGAUGGGGAAAUUGAGACCGUGGGCCCCCCCGAUAACGGAGAGCCUCGACCCCCAGACACUGGGGCGCGUCGUGGAAACGUUGUUUCCGUGGGAUGAUAGUCCCUCGACGCGCUCCGGGUCGCCGGCCCACCUUCAGUGGACCGACGAUAUGGGGGUCUCCGAGGGGGAACUCGUCGAUGCCGUCAGACGGGCAAGUGCCCGGAAUACAGCUCCGGGUCCUGACGGCAUACCGGGCCGGGUCUGGGCCUUGGUGCUCCCUUACUUGGGAGAGAGGUUAGCCGGCCUCUUCAGCGCCUGCCUCAGGGAAAGUAAGUUCCCAUCAAUAUGGAAGGCGGGGCGGCUGGUUCUUUUAAAGAAGGAGGGAAAGCCCGAAGCGGAACCGGGGUCGUACCGGCCGGUCGUCCUACUCGACGUGGUAGGAAAAAUAUUCGAGCGCGUAAUCGCAAAUAGGUUGGUGGCGCACUUCUCCGGAGAUGGUCCGGACGUGGUCGACUGUCAAUUUGGUUUCCGCAGAGGACGUAGCACGGUAGACGCGGUACAGAGGGUCCGCAGAAUAGCAGAGUCGGCCACGUCCAGGGGCGGGGUAGCGAUCGGGAUAUCGCUCGAUAUCGUCAACGCGUUUAAUGCCCUGCCCCACUGA
Molecule: messenger RNA, 2910 nt
Organism: Megachile rotundata (alfalfa leafcutting bee)
Lineage: Eukaryota; Metazoa; Arthropoda; Insecta; Hymenoptera; Megachilidae
Source: RefSeq, a predicted model, not a curated record